AUGGGUAUCCUUGAGAUUUAAUUCUUCGCAACUCUUGAAAACCUUUAAGAUCUGACCCUUCCAUUGAGUGAAGACUGGCAUUUCGUUGUGAAAUGCACUCACUGCAAUGAGCAGCACCCAAACACCAUCUACUUCAACCUCCAAGAAAUAAAGGACAUUGAGAAUGCUAGGGGCAAGGCCAAUUACUAUUCUAAGUGUAGCUACUGCAAGAGAGAGGGUACCAUCCUCUUCCUUGAAAGCUCGUUCCAGACUUACAAUUCAUCUGAAAAGUAUUAAACUGUUGCUAAAUUUGAGUGCAGAGGACUUGAGAUCCUAGAGUUCGUUCCUAAUGGACACUUUCACGCAUAAUCAACUGCCAGUGAGGAAACCUUUGAUGAUAUCGUCUUGACUGACAAAGAUUGGGCUGGCUACGAUGAAACUGGAGAUGCCUCAGUUGGAAUCUAUGACUUCAAGAGCUAGAUUAUCACUUCUAAGAAAUGA
Stylonychia lemnae is the source of this 480-nucleotide messenger RNA. NCBI's taxonomy places the organism in Eukaryota, Ciliophora, Spirotrichea, Sporadotrichida, Oxytrichidae. The record is from the annotation of a GenBank genome assembly.